AUGUCAGUGGGUGAUCGUGCCACGAUUUCCAAUAUGACGCCUGAAUAUGGCGCAACUGCGGCAAUGUUCUAUAUCGACCAAAACACGAUUGAUUAUUUAACCCUGACAGGUCGUGAAGCUGAGCAAGUUGCACUGGUUGAAAACUAUGCCAAAGAAAUUGGUCUUUGGGCAUCGGAUAUGAAACAAGCGGAAUAUCCACGUGUACUUCGCUUCGAUCUUUCAACAGUAACACGUAAUAUUGCAGGCCCAUCAAACCCACAUGCACGUGUAUCUACAGCAGAUUUAAAAGAAAAAGGCAUUGCAGGCGUGGUUGAAAACCGCACCGAUGGUUUAAUGCCAGAUGGUGCUGUGAUCAUUGCUGCAAUUACUUCGUGUACCAAUACAUCAAACCCACGUAAUACGGUUGCAGCAGGUCUAUUGGCACGUAAAGCCAAUGAAUUGGGUUUAACCCGUAAACCUUGGGUGAAAUCUUCUUUUGCACCUGGUUCUAAAGCAGCUGCUUUAUAUCUUGAAGAAGCAGGCGUAUUGGAUGAUUUAGAAAAAUUAGGUUUUGGUAUCGUGGCGUAUGCAUGUACGACAUGUAACGGUAUGUCAGGUGCUUUAGACCCUAAACUGCAACAAGAAAUUAUUGAUCGUGACUUGUAUGCAACAGCGGUACUUUCGGGUAACCGUAACUUCGAUGGUCGUAUCCAUCCUUAUGCAAAACAAGCAUUCUUGGCAUCUCCUCCGCUGGUUGUAGCGUAUGCGAUUGCAGGAACUAUUCGUUUUGACAUUGAAAAAGAUGCAUUAGGAAAUGACAAAGACGGUAAUCCAAUUUACUUAAAAGACAUUUGGCCUUCAGAUGAAGAAAUUGAUGCUUUGGUCAAAGAAGCGGUGAAACCUGAACAGUUCCGUAAAGUGUAUAUUCCAAUGUUUGAUUUGGGUGUCACGGAAAAAGCGGCAAGUCCUUUAUAUGACUGGCGUCCGCAAAGUACCUAUAUCCGCCGUCCGCCGUACUGGGAAGGGGCUUUGGCUGCACCACGUACACUGGCAAAUAUGCGUCCGCUUGCGAUCUUGCCUGACAACAUCACCACGGAUCAUUUGUCUCCAUCGAAUGCAAUCAUGAUGGAUUCGGCAGCAGGCGAAUACCUACAUAAAAUGGGUGUGCCCGAGGAAGACUUUAACUCCUAUGCAACCCAUCGUGGUGACCAUUUGACUGCACAACGUGCGACCUUUGCGAAUCCGAAAUUGUUUAAUGAAAUGGUGGUUCGUGCGGACGGUACGAUCAAACAAGGUUCGAAAGCACGUGUUGAGCCUGAAGGCGAAGUGAUGCGUAUGUGGGAAGCGAUUGAAACUUAUAUGAAUCGUAAGCAACCACUCAUCAUCAUUGCUGGUAAGGACUAUGGUCAGGGUUCAAGCCGUGACUGGGCUGCAAAAGGUGUGCGUCUUGCAGGUGUUGAAGCGAUUGUGGCGGAAGGUUUUGAGCGUAUUCAUCGUACUAACUUAGUGGGUAUGGGCGUGUUACCGCUUGAGUUUAAAGCAGGAACUGACCGUAAAACUUUAGGUUUAGAUGGUACGGAGCUGUAUAGCGUGAUUGGCAAUAUCGCACCACGUUCGACGUUAACUUUAGUCAUUGAGCGUGCGACGGAUGAAGGUAAGAGUGAAAUUGUUGAAGUGCCUGUCACUUGUCGCCUAGAUACUGAAGAAGAAGUGUCUGUAUAUGAAGCGGGUGGUGUUUUACAACGCUUUGCACAGGAUUUCUUGGAAGGGAAUGUAGCGUAA
Messenger RNA from Notodromas monacha, 1761 nucleotides. Lineage: Eukaryota; Metazoa; Arthropoda; Ostracoda; Podocopida; Cyprididae. The record is from the annotation of a GenBank genome assembly.